AUGUUCUCCUCCUCGUCUCUCGUUAUUACCGUGCUACUGAGUGCAAUGAAAUGCACAGCUGCGCCACUUAUUCAGGAGAGAGACUCAUCGGUACUCGCACGUGGUCUAUUUUCAGGGGGGCCACUCUCCGGUCCGUCGUCAGCCGUCGUUGACUCAAACCUCAUGAGUCAAUUCGAACUGAUGGGGCAAUAUUCGACAGCAGCCUAUUGCCCAAACAACUUUAACUCGCCUGGCGACCAAAUCGAAUGCGCCGGUGGAAACUGCCCACGCGUUCAAGAUGCAGACUCCAUCACCGCAGCGGAGUACAGCCGACAGGAAACAUCUACCGACGUGACAGGUUUUGUCGCAGUGGACCACACCAACCAGCUCAUCGUCGUCUCAUUCCGCGGCAGCUCCUCUCUCGACAACUGGCGCACAAACCUGGAUAUGGAUGUCACCCAAACAAAACUUUGCGACGACUGCACAGCACACAGAGGUUUCUGGCAAUCAUGGCUAGAUGCAAAGGACCGCGUGAUGCCAGCCGUACAACAAGCAGCUGCCUCUUUCCCCCAGUACAAAAUCACCGUAACAGGCCAUUCGCUUGGGGCCGCAAUCGCAACACUCGCUGCUGCUAAUAUGCGUCAUGAUGGAUACACCGUCGCAUUAUACAACUUCGGUUCCCCGCGUAUUGGAGGUGCCAAAAUUAGUAACUACAUCACCAACCAACCUGGAGGCAACUACCGCGUGACCCACUGGAACGACCCCAUCCCGAGAGUUCCUCUUCUCACAAUGGGCUACGUUCACAUCAGCCCGGAGUACUACAUCAACAAGGCGACUGGCCAGGAUGUCCAGGCCAGCGACAUCAAAGUAUAA
This is a messenger RNA of Pyrenophora tritici-repentis Pt-1C-BFP, 852 nucleotides long. Its product is annotated as lipase. The record is from RefSeq and is a predicted model, not a curated record. Gene Ontology annotation, biological process: lipid metabolic process. NCBI's taxonomy places the organism in Eukaryota, Fungi, Ascomycota, Dothideomycetes, Pleosporales, Pleosporaceae.